Pestalotiopsis fici W106-1 is the source of this 3276-nucleotide messenger RNA. RefSeq lists its product as uncharacterized. Bases 1 to 3276 code for a protein of 1091 amino acids. The transcript has 3 exons. Lineage: Eukaryota; Fungi; Ascomycota; Sordariomycetes; Amphisphaeriales; Sporocadaceae. The record is from RefSeq and is a predicted model, not a curated record.
AUGUCAUCGGCAUACUCUCCUUACGCCACCGUCUCCCCGGCGUCGCUCCACGACCAUAAGGACGACCGUGAGCUCGGGCCCCACUAUAACGACACCGGCUAUACGCAGAAUAACCACAUUGCUCCGACAGACCAUCAACAGUUGCUGUCGCCAUAUUCUUCUCAUAUGCGGAGCAAUUCUGCCUCGCCCAGCAACACUUCGCUCACCCCGGCUGACUCUACGACCAGCUUGUACGUCGUGGCGAGCGAGUUUGGUGAAAGUGACUGGAGCAACGACGACCCAUUCUUUGGUGCCAACUUUGACAUCGAUCGUGGGACACCAUCUUUCCUGGAAGAGCAGUCCCCUUUCAAUUCGGAAUCUCAGACAAGCUGGAAAGCGCCGCCCACAAGCGAUCCUUCUUAUGGGCAGCCUGAUGCUCCUUCACCACAGGGACCAGACUCGAUAGCGUCAAAUACAUCGGUGCCCCACCUGACGCCAGACACCAACGCAGAGGGCUGGUCGAACGCCGAGAGUCCUGCCCUUGCUGCGAUGUCCACAACUAGCCCCCGUGUGACUGUCUCAGUUUGGGGCAAAGAGAAUGAGCAGCCACUUCACGCGAUGGAGAGGCCUCUGACCUCAGAGGCUUCAAGCCCCCACCAAUUUCGCUCUCUCCAUGAAGAUGCACUGUCUGUUGAGACACUUCAUGGCUCAGCACCAAGCGUGUCACGCGAUCAACAAGGCGGCUGGCUGGCCGACAGCGAAACGGGUCAGCGUGGAUUGGCUCCUGAAAAUCGCUCUGCCGAAGAAACAACCAGCGUCAAUCAGCUGGCUGCCACACGAGAAGUUGAUGCAAAAAGCCAGUUGGUAGAAUCCUGGGUUUCAAACACUGCGGAUCAAGCACAACCUCCAAUUGCGGAGAACACUACUGGUCAAACGGCCACAGAAGACGAUAAUAUUCCAAUGGGCCAUUGGACUGUUAACACGCAUAAAGAAGACCAGGUCUACUACAAUGGAGACUUCACGAAUGAUCAGAGAGGUGAUGGGCCGUCCAAUGGCUCCGGCCGAAUCGGGUUGGCCGACCUUGACCUCCUACCUGCUCGCAACUGGGAGAACUCUCCAAUGGUACAGCCAAUAUCCGACAUCAACUCGAGGAGAAACCAGCCUGAGACCUCGGCAGCUGCAAUGGCGAAAUUUGAGAGAAUGUGCCAUGACAAUGACUCCUUCGUAUCAUAUGCUGCUACGUGGGGAACUCGACGGAGAAGUAUGCCUAGUGUUGUCGAUACUGAAGGAGUCAUUAGCGGAAACUUUUUCAAAAAGCUGGCACUGAAAGGUGACGGCACUUCUUCCCGUCGCCCGAGUCUCUUCAAGGAGAUUUCGACAUUGGUCAGGAGGCCAAGCCAGAGUGUUCUCAAACGCAAGGGUACCAAUGGUGAAGAGCCAAUAUCGGAAGAUUCGAGUUCGAGUAAUCGGCGGGAAUCUCGAGAUAGUCUGGUUCCGCCUGCCCGCAGUGGAAGCUGGGGCAUACGCUCAAGACAGACACCCAGCUUGAACACGGCAUUAGUCGGAAUGGCUGCUGGUGCGGCUUCCAUCGGUUCCUCGACGGCUCAUACUCGAAACGGCUCAAUGAGUGCAACUAACACCGUCCCUCCUAGGAGUCCGUCAUUCCUACAAGCCAAGAUACCUAUUAUGAGACCAAGGAGUCGAACUGAAGCGCCAAAGCCUCCGCCUUACCCCAACAACCUUGUGGGCAUGCUCAUGAAAAAUGGCGGCCCGCCCGUGGCUCAACUGGCCAAGUCACAAAUGCCCCAUGACGCAGAUGAGGACGAUGAAGACGACGAGGCUUUUGAGGACUUGGACAUCAAGACUGAUUUCAGCAAAUCAGAAGAUAUCACUCCAACCUUGGACGGGUUCCGCCAACACAUCCUCAAACUAAACCCCUUUCUAGCAACCAGCAACCAAUACCUGGUAGAUCGGAUUGCGCAUCAAAUGGUUGUGCGGUACAAGAACCUCCAGAACCAGAAGAUCAAGCAUCUCAGAGCGGCGCAUUCUGGACACUGCAACUCUGGCGCGUUCUGUGUCCAAAGGGAAGGAAUGGUCAGGCCUCUGGAGUCUAAAAGCGGCGUUCGCGAUACAGACCCUGUAUCGGCCCAAGCAGACUCUUCAGAUGGCGAUGCGAACCCUCAUGAAGGUACUAUCAACACGGAAACAUUUCCUACGGGUAUUCCUAUGCCACCCACAUCCAUUCUGCCUGCAGAGUUUGAAUGUCGGAUCUGUUUCAGUUUCCGCAAAUUCAUCAAGCCUUCUGAUUGGACCAAGCAUGUGCAUGAGGAUGUCCAACCUUUUACGUGCACCUGGGAUCACUGUCGUGAGCCAAAAAUGUUCAAGAGAAAGGCUGACUGGGUUCGACAUGAGAAUGAAGGCCAUCGCCAUCUCGAGUGGUGGACUUGUGAUGUUGAUGAAUGUAAGCAUACGUGUUACAGGCGCGACAACUUCUUGCAGCAUCUCGUCCGUGAGCACAAGUUCGCAGAGCCCAAGGUCAAGACAAAAGCAGCGGUCAAGAAGUCAGGACAAACCGAUCUCACCUGGCAGAAAGUUGAGGAAUGUCAUGCUGAAACACCGAAACAACCACAAGAAGAGUCUUGUAGCUUCUGCGGCAAGACCUUCCCCUCGUGGAAGAAGUUGACAGUUCACCUUGCAAAGCACAUGGAACAGAUUAGUCUGCCAGUGUUGAGACUUGUGUCUACGAAAGACCUCAAUCAAGACACAAUAAUCAGUCCUGUGCAAGAUCCCCCGCCACGAAGCUUUCCCGCACCCACCACUCCGGUGAAAAUCGAGGAGCCAGUGUUCACUUCUCAACGGCCACACGCCGUUUCGAAUCCAAUAGACUACAACCCGCACGGCAACCUAGGAUUCCAAGCGAUGGCACAACAAAACAACCUGUCCCAUUUCUAUAACCAAGGACAAGCCAAUCCACAGUUUGGCGGGAUGGGACAAGCCGCGAGCAGUGGAUUGAUGAUGCCGCAGGGACCUGCUGGCUACCCGCAAACCCAGUAUUCGGUCAUGCCCGUGACAACUGGAGGCCAGUUCGGGAAUGCCUACGUGGCAAUGCAAAAUCAAGCAGAACCAUUCCCGGCAUUCAACAACGACGCACUGGGCCUUCAGUAUACAAAUGGGCAGAUGCCAUAUGAUAACAUGGCACCCACUGUCAUGCCUGCGGAUCAAUCCAGUUACCAUGGCUCAGUAUCACCAUAUUCACGAUCUCCUCAUCCAGGAAACAACGGGUUCUAUAUGCAAUAA